AUGAAUAGGGUUAAUGCAAUAUCAGACAUGAUUCAAAAGGAGGAAUUUAACGCGAUGUCUCAGAUUGCUAUUGCAAAUAAUGAAGAUGUGGAAGAUGUGUUAGAAGAAGAGCCUGUAGACUGCAUUGAAAGUGAAACGGAUGAUGAGUUAGAAGAUGGAAUUGGAGAUGAAACUCAAACGGAUGGAGAUGGAACUUCAUAUGUAAAAUUUAUGCGUGAGUUGGGAAUUGAUUCUUUCAAUGACAAGGAAGAAUUUGUUAGGGCUAUCAAGCUCUACAAUAUCAAAACACACAAACAUUUUGAGGUUGUUGAAUCACGUCCAGACAUUUGGUCUAUCAAAUGUAAGUUACAUAAACAAGGCUGUAAAUGGAAACUUCGUGCAUGUAAACAUAAACGUAGUGGAUGUUUUGACAUCACAAAGUAUACUGGUCCACAUACUUGUUUGCAUUCUAAGAUUACCCAAGACCAUCCAAACCUAGAUGCAAGCUUGAUCGCCCAAGAAAUACAACACCUUAUAAAAGAGCAACCUUCUAUUAGCAUUAGUGCUUUGAGAGCCGAAGUAAUUGAUAAGUUGGGCUAUACUCCUUCAUACAAGAAGGUUUGGUUAGGAAAACAAAAGGCAAUUGAACGUGUCUUUGGGGAUUGGGAUGAAUCUUAUAUUAUCUUACCUAAGUUUAUGGAGGCACUUAAAAAGUUCAAUCCAGGGACCAUAGCUGAAUGGUGUGUUUUGAGACGGACUGGUGUAGAGCAGGUUGAAUUUAGACGUGUGUUUUGGGCAUUUAAUCCUUCUAUCCUUGGAUUUAAGCAUUGUCGGCCAGUGAUUAGCAUUGAUGCCACACAUUUGUAUGGCAAGUAUAAAGGUAAGUUGAUGAUUGCAAUGGGAGUUGAUGGUAAUAAUCAGAUAUUGCCACUUGCAUUUGCUAUUGUUGAAAAUGAAUCUUACGCUAGUUGGAGUUGGUUUCUUUCUCAUGUUAAGAAACAUGUGGUGAAAGAUACCAAAAGGAUAUGUCUAAUCUCUGAUCGUCAUGCUGGAAUUCUAAAGGCAGUUAAUGAACAAGGAUCUCCUUGGUAUUGCUUAAUGCAUUUUAUCAACAACUUUAAUGAUAAGUUUCGUAACUCUCAAUUGAAAGCUUUAGCUUACCGUGCUGGGAGUCAGAAUCAGAUUAGAAAGUUUAACUCUAUUAUGGAGGAAAUUGGAAAAAUAAACCGAAAAGCUCGCCAGUGGCUUGAGCAACACGCAUUUGACAAAUGGACGCUUGCACAUGAUGGUAGAAAGCGUUAUGGGCUACUCACAACAAAUUUGUCAGAGAUUUUUAAUAGUGUACUUAAAGUUGCUCGUUUCCUACCGAUCACAUCAUGUGUUCAACUUACAUUUUAUAGACUAGUACAUUACUUUGAUGUGAGACGUCCCAUGGGAUCUAAUGCUCAAGAUAAUGGAGAUAUGUAUACUCCCCAUAUUUUGGCCAAACAAGCAGCUUCAAUGUCAAAAGCUGGUGCACAUUCUUUGAGGUUAAACGCAGGUUAUCUCGAAUCAAGAUUAGGCUACUUUAGAAACCCACCUAAAAAUCUUGGUUGUCAGAUUUGA
Messenger RNA from Helianthus annuus (common sunflower), 1584 nucleotides. RefSeq lists its product as uncharacterized. The transcript is spliced from 4 exons. The record is from RefSeq and is a predicted model, not a curated record. NCBI's taxonomy places the organism in Eukaryota, Viridiplantae, Streptophyta, Magnoliopsida, Asterales, Asteraceae. The coding region runs from base 1 to 1584 and encodes 527 amino acids.